CGCCAGAGCAAACGCGAGCCCAGAAGCCGCAGCCUACAGAGAAAAACCACCCGGAGGGCACGUUUUCCCCCCAGAAGCCCUGAAGUUUUGGCGGGCGAGAGAAAGGGGUGUCCAAGAGGGCAGCGCUGGGAGGAGGGGGCGGCGACGACGAGCAGCCCAGCAACAUCUGUAAAACUUGAAGGAGGCGGCGGAGAGGAGCGCGCGAGACGGAGAAAAGCUAGAGGGACAACUUUUCCGACACGUAUUAGUGCAAGGAGAGCUGAAGUAAUGAGAAGUCAUCAUGGAGGCGCAGUCCCAUAGCUCUACCACAACUGAGAAGAAAAAAGUGGAGAAUUCCAUUGUGAAAUGCUCCAGUCGAACAGAUGUCAGUGAGAAAGCUGUUGCCUCCAGCACAACUUCCAAUGAGGAUGAAAGUCCUGGGCAGACCUAUCACAGAGAGAGAAGGAACGCGAUCACAAUGCAGCCGCAGGGUGGGCAAGGCCUCGGCAAGAUCAGUGAAGAGCCUUCCACGUCGAGUGAGGAAAGGGCCUCAUUAAUCAAGAAGGAGAUCCAUGGAUCUAUAUCGCACCUUCCCGAACCUUCUGUACCUUACCGCGGAACGCUCUUUACCAUGGACCCCCGAAAUGGUUACAUGGACCCUCAUUACCAUCCUCCUCACCUUUUUCCAGCAUUCCACCCUCCUGUACCAAUUGAUGCGAGACAUCAUGAGGGACGUUACCAUUAUGAACCAUCUCCCAUUCCUCCUCUGCAUGUGCCUUCUGCCUUAUCUAGUAGCCCAACAUACUCAGAGCUUCCAUUCCUUAGAAUUUCCCCGCACCGAAAUCCUGCUGCAACAUCAGAGUCUCCCUUCAGCACCCCUCACCCAUACAUUAACCCCUACAUGGACUACAUCAGGUCCCUGCACAGCAGCCCGUCCCUCUCCAUGAUCUCGGCAGCCCGUGGACUCAGCCCAACAGACGCUCCACACGCUGGCGUCAGUCCAGCUGAAUAUUAUCAUCAGAUGGCUCUGUUGGCAGGCCAGCGCAGCCCGUAUGCAGACAUCAUUCCUUCAGCUGCCACUGCAGGAGCCGGGGCUCUUCAUAUGGAGUAUCUUCAUGCCAUGGAUAGUGCCAGGUUUCCGAGUCCGAGGCUGUCAGCCAGACCAAGCCGAAAGCGUACGUUGUCCAUAUCCCCCCUGUCUGAUCACAGCUUUGACCUUCAGACCAUGAUACGGACAUCUCCAAAUUCCUUGGUCACAAUUCUCAAUAAUUCUCGUAGCAGUUCGUCAGCCAGUGGUUCUUAUGGCCACUUAUCUGCAAGUGCAAUAAGCCCUGCUCUGAGUUUCACAUACCCUCCUACACCAGUAUCCCUCCAGCAAAUGCAUCAGCAAAUUAUAAGUCGUCAGCAAACCCUAGGUUCAGCCUUUGGACACAGCCCUCCACUCAUCCAUCCUGCUCCAACUUUUCCUACCCAGAGACCAAUCCCCGGCAUCCCCAGUGUCCUGAACCCUGUCCAGGUCAGCUCUGGACCUUCUGAGUCCACACAGCAGAAUAAACCCACAAGUGAAUCUGCAGUGAGCAGCACAGGAGACCCCAUGCACAACAAGCGCUCCAAGAUAAAGCCUGACGAGGACCUCCCCAGCCCAGGAGCAGGAAGCAUGCAGGAACAGCCAGAAGGAAUGACCUUGGUAAAAGAGGAAGGGGACAAAGAUGAAAACAAACAGGAGCCUGAAGUGGUCUAUGAGACAAACUGCCACUGGGAAGGCUGUUCCCGGGAGUUUGACACGCAGGAACAGCUAGUGCAUCAUAUCAACAAUGACCACAUACAUGGUGAGAAGAAAGAAUUUGUGUGCCGAUGGCUGGAUUGUUCCCGGGAGCAGAAACCUUUCAAAGCCCAGUAUAUGCUGGUGGUCCACAUGAGGAGACAUACAGGGGAAAAGCCACACAAAUGCACUUUUGAAGGUUGUACAAAGGCCUACUCCAGACUAGAAAACUUGAAAACGCACUUGAGAUCUCACACUGGAGAGAAACCAUAUGUGUGUGAACAUGAAGGCUGCAACAAAGCUUUCUCCAAUGCAUCUGACAGGGCCAAGCACCAAAACAGGACUCAUUCCAAUGAGAAACCAUAUGUUUGCAAGAUACCGGGCUGCACAAAGCGCUACACAGACCCCAGCUCUCUCCGGAAGCACGUGAAGACCGUGCAUGGCCCGGAGGCACACGUCACCAAGAAGCAGCGGGGAGAUAUCCACCCGAGGCCUCCGCCACCAAGAGACCCAGGCAGCCACUCUCAGACCCGGUCACCAGGCCAUCAGACUCAGGGUGCAGUUGGUGAGCAGAAGGACCUCAGCAACACUACCUCAAAGCGUGAAGAAUGCCUCCAAGUGAAAGCAGUCAAGUCAGAAAAACCAAUGACAUCUCAGCCAAGCCCUGGUGGUCAGUCUACAUGCAGCAGCGAACAGUCCCCCAUCAGCAACUAUUCCAACAAUGGGAUCGAGCUUACUCUGACCAGUGGUGGUAGUGUAGGAGACCUCAGUGUCAUCGAUGAAACCCCAAUCAUGGACUCUACCAUUUCCACAGCCACCACAGCACUUGGCUUACAGGCCAGGAGGAAUAUGACAGGGACCAAAUGGAUGGAGCAAGUGAAAUUAGAAAGGUUGAAACAAGUUAAUGGAAUGCUUCCAAGACUGAACCCCGUUCCACCUUCCAAAGCCCCGACCUUGCCGCCUCUCAUAGGAAAUGGUACCCAGUCGAACAGCAGCUGCAGUGUUGGAGGAUCCAUGACUAUUCUGCCGAACAGGAAUGAACUCUCAAGUACGGACAUCACUGUGUUGAACAUGAUGAACAGGAGGGACAGCAAUACUAGCACAAUCAGUUCAGCCUACCUGAGCAGCCGCAGGUCCUCUGGAAUCUCACCUUGCUUCUCCAGCCGGAGGUCGAGCAAUGCCUCCCAGGCAGAGGGAAGACCACAGAACGUGAGCGUUGCAGACUCCUAUGACCCCAUCUCGACAGAUGCCUCCCGGCGCUCCAGUGAAGUGAGCCAGUGUGAUGAUCUGCCAAGUCUUCUCAGCCUCACCCCAGCCCAGCAAUACAGGCUGAAAGCUAAAUAUGCAGCAGCUACUGGUGGACCCCCACCAACUCCACUGCCUAACAUGGAGAGGAUGAGCCUCAAGACAAGGAUGGCACUCUUGGGAGACUGCAGGGAGUCUGGAGUAUCUCCGCUGCCUCCAGUGAAUGUCCCUCGAAGAUGUAGUGAUAGUGGGGCAAAUGGUUACAGCAGGAGGCAUUUUCUGUCUCAUGAAGUUUUAGGAAAUGGGACGAGGAGAGCCAGUGAUCCAGUCAGAAUGGCCUCUGACAAUCUCUCUGUCCCGAGAGUCCAGCGUUUCAACAGUCUUAAUAGCUUUAACCCUCCUGCUUUGCCUCCAUCCAUGGAAAAGCGCAACCUUGUUCUUCAGAACUACACCUGUUCUGAAGGUGGCGUCUUCCGUGACUUCAGCUCCCCCUGUCCUCCAAGCAUCAGCGAGAACGUCACCCUGGAGGCUGCUACAAUGGAAGCAGGUAGCAGUCUGAAUGAUGAGGAUCUCCUGCCAGAUGAUGUAGUCCAGUAUCUGAAUUCCCAGAACCAGGGCAUGUACGACCAUUUGUUGAACAGUGUCCUAGACAGCAACAAAACGCAUCACAGCUCAGUUUCAGGAAACAACCUCAGCAACUUUGAUCAAGCCCCUCCACUGAGCAGUCAGCAGGCGGGUCCCGAGGCAAAUAAGAGCGACUUGCCCAUACAGUGGAAUGAAGUAAGCUCAGGAAGUUCUGACUUAUCUCCAUCAAAGCUGAAAUGUGGUCAGCGGUCAGCAGUGCAGCAGGCUCGGGCCUUCAGACUGUAUAACAAUAUGAUGGUUCAGCAGCAGAACCUGGAGAGAAGCAACAUGGCCCAGCAGAAUGGCUAUCAGAACCUGGUGGAGAACAACACUGCCUACAGUUUACAGCAAAACAUGACUCUUGGCAGUGGAGCUGGGAAUUCUUUUAGCAUGCAAUCCAACAAGCCUUACAGUGAAAGCAUAGGUAGGCAAGCAAUGAUGUCUGGGUUGACAGACAAUUCCUGUGGCAUGGCAGUGCAAGGGCAGAAGCUGAGAAUUAGCAACAUGCCAGCAAAUGGGAACCAGCAAAAUUUCAGCCAUCCCCUGGCAUCCAGCGAUCAAACCACCAGUAUGGCAAACGGGAUGCAGGACAGAAAUAUGAUGGAACAGGAAUAUUUGCAAAGCCAGCCAGUUGGAGAUGGCGUUCAGUACCAGGGAGUCAAUCAAUCUGGUCAAAUGAUGCUAGGGCAGGUUAAUCCUACCUCACAAGGCAGCCUGUAUCAAGGCUCACAGAGUUGUCCACUGAUGUCUCACACCAUUGGUAGCCAGCCUUCAGGCUUGUCAGUGGCCAAAAGUUACCAGUCAUGCUCUAAUUACAGCAGCAACAGACGGCAAAACAUGUUGAGAAACAACCUGUCCCAACAGCAAAGACACAUAGAUGAGGGCCAGACAUACAGGGUAAACACCAUUAAGAUGGAAAUGCAAGGUCAAUCACAGCAGUUCUGCUCUAACAUGCAGAAUUACUCUGGUCAGUUAUAUGACCAAACUGUGGGCUUUAGCCACCAAGCUAUGAAAACAGGUUCUUUCUUUGGUUCAGAAGCCAGCUGCCUGCUGCAGGGGACUGCAACUGAAAACUCAUCUGAUCUUCUUUCCCCAGGGGCUAACCAAGUGUCAAGCACAGUUGACAGCAUUGACAACGACAGUCUAGAGAGUGUGCAGAUAGAUUUUGAUGCUAUCAUUGAUGAUGGGGACCAUGUCAGCUUAAUUUCGGGAGCCCUGAGCCCAAGUAUCAUUCACAAUGUCUCCCGCAAUUCCUCACGCCUCACCACUCCCCGAGCAUCUCUUACAUUCCCAGCUAUGCCUGUAAGCACAACCAACAUGGCUAUUGGGGACAUGAGCUCUUUGUUGACCUCACUUGCAGAAGAAAGCAAGUUUCUUGCUGUUAUGCAAUAGACAUACAAAACAAAAAACACUUAGGAGAUAACAGAUGGAAAAAGAAAAAGACUCAUAUUUUUUAGUUGUGUAUGUAUUUU
This is a messenger RNA of Hirundo rustica (Barn swallow), 5082 nucleotides long. It is a transcript of the gene GLI3, whose product is annotated as GLI family zinc finger 3. Gene Ontology annotation, molecular function: RNA polymerase II cis-regulatory region sequence-specific DNA binding; DNA-binding transcription factor activity, RNA polymerase II-specific. Gene Ontology annotation, biological process: regulation of transcription by RNA polymerase II; smoothened signaling pathway. Gene Ontology annotation, cellular component: nucleus. The record is from RefSeq and is a predicted model, not a curated record. The transcript has 16 exons. NCBI's taxonomy places the organism in Eukaryota, Metazoa, Chordata, Aves, Passeriformes, Hirundinidae. Bases 281 to 5002 code for a protein of 1573 amino acids.